Trichoderma citrinoviride is the source of this 216-nucleotide messenger RNA. RefSeq lists its product as hypothetical. The record is from RefSeq and is a predicted model, not a curated record. The coding region runs from base 1 to 216 and encodes 71 amino acids. NCBI's taxonomy places the organism in Eukaryota, Fungi, Ascomycota, Sordariomycetes, Hypocreales, Hypocreaceae. The transcript has a single exon.
AUGGCUGAUAACUCGCCUGAGAAGCCCGACGCCGCCGCGCCCGUUGUCGGCAGCGAGGACGUGCCUGAUUCUGGAGCCAAGGUCGCUGGCGAGGGCGAAUUGGCCGCCAAGGCUGCGGACAAGUCAGAGGCAGAUGCAGUCAUGGAAGAGGCAAAGGACGCCGAAGGUAAGCUCCCGCCACGCGCUUCUUGCAGCUGGUUUCGCGCAUUUUCCUAG